Messenger RNA from Antechinus flavipes (yellow-footed antechinus), 6087 nucleotides. RefSeq names its product transforming growth factor beta receptor 1 (gene TGFBR1). Lineage: Eukaryota; Metazoa; Chordata; Mammalia; Dasyuromorphia; Dasyuridae. Gene Ontology annotation, cellular component: activin receptor complex; plasma membrane. Gene Ontology annotation, molecular function: transforming growth factor beta receptor activity, type I; activin binding; activin receptor activity, type I. The transcript is spliced from 9 exons. The record is from RefSeq and is a predicted model, not a curated record. Gene Ontology annotation, biological process: cellular response to growth factor stimulus; heart development; protein phosphorylation. Bases 239 to 1909 code for a protein of 556 amino acids.
ACACAGGGUGGGGGGUGGGGUUGAGGAAGGGGCGGGUGAGUUCUGGGAGUCCGGGAAGAAGGCGGGGUGGGAGGGGUGAGCCUGUGGAGGGACUAGAAAGGAGGCGGGGGCCCGGCCGUUCCCUGCGCCCUCCGGCCCCGGAUUGGCUGCGGCCCUGCGGGCCGGGCUCUUGCCUCUCUUGUUGUUCUCCAGUCUCGGCAGCUGCCGGGAGGCGGGGCCGAGACGUCCCUCGCAGCCAAUGGGAGGGCCACCCCCGAGCAGUUACAAAGGGGCCGAACGAGGCCGCGGCGCGAGGCGAGGCUCUCCGGUUCCUCGGGGCGGGGGCUCCGAGACGCGGCCCCGGCCCCUCGAACGGACCGGACGCGGAGUACGUCGCGGGACCAUGGAGGCGGCCGCGGCGGCUGCGGCCGUCGCGGGGAAGGCGACUGUUCCCCCCCGCUACCAGAUGUUUCUUCUCCUGGCGGCCACGGGGCUGGUCCCAGGGGCGGCGGGUUUGCAGUGUUACUGCCACCUCUGUAUUAAAGAAAACUACACAUGUGUGACAGAUGGAAUUUGCUUUGUUGCUGUAACCCAGAAUGCAGACAAAGUUAUAUACAAUAGCAUGUGUAUACCAGAAGUUGAUUUAAUUCCCCGAGAUAGGCCAUUUGUAUGUGCCCCCUCUUUAAGAGAUGGGUUUUUGAUGUCACCUUUCUGUUGUUCCAAAGACCACUGCAAUAAAAUAGAAUUCCCAACAGGUACCCCAAUGAAACCAUCUAAUCUUGGUCCUGUGGAAUUGGCAGCUGUUAUUGCGGGACCUGUUUGCCUUGUCUGUAUCUCAUUGAUGUUAAUGAUCUACAUUUGCCACAAUCGUACUGUCAUACAUCAUCGUGUUCCAAAUGAAGAAGAUCCCUCAUUAGAUCGCCCUUUUAUUUCAGAGGGUACAACAUUAAAGGACCUAAUUUAUGACAUGACAACAUCAGGAUCUGGGUCAGGAUUACCAUUACUUGUUCAAAGAACUAUUGCAAGAACUAUUGUAUUGCAAGAAAGCAUAGGAAAAGGUCGAUUUGGAGAAGUUUGGAGAGGAAAAUGGAGAGGAGAAGAAGUGGCAGUAAAAAUAUUUUCUUCAAGAGAAGAACGUUCAUGGUUCCGUGAAGCAGAAAUUUAUCAAACUGUAAUGUUACGUCAUGAAAACAUUCUGGGGUUUAUAGCAGCUGACAAUAAAGACAAUGGUACAUGGACUCAGCUUUGGUUGGUUUCAGAUUAUCAUGAGCAUGGGUCCCUUUUUGAUUAUUUAAAUAGGUACACAGUCACUGUGGAAGGAAUGAUAAAAUUAGCUUUAUCCACUGCUAGUGGACUUGCUCAUCUUCACAUGGAGAUUGUUGGCACUCAAGGCAAACCAGCAAUUGCCCAUAGAGAUCUGAAAUCAAAGAAUAUUUUAGUCAAGAAGAAUGGAACGUGCUGUAUUGCAGACUUAGGACUUGCAGUAAGACAUGAUUCAGCCACAGAUACAAUUGAUAUAGCUCCGAACCACAGAGUGGGAACAAAAAGAUACAUGGCCCCUGAAGUUCUUGAUGAUUCCAUAAAUAUGAAGCAUUUUGAAUCAUUCAAGCGUGCUGACAUCUAUGCAAUGGGAUUAGUUUUCUGGGAAAUAGCUCGGAGAUGUUCAAUUGGUGGAAUUCACGAAGACUACCAACUGCCUUAUUAUGAUCUCGUACCUUCUGACCCAUCAGUAGAUGAAAUGCGGAAAGUUGUUUGUGAACAGAAGUUACGACCAAAUAUUCCAAAUCGGUGGCAGAGCUGUGAAGCUUUGAGAGUUAUGGCCAAAAUUAUGCGAGAAUGUUGGUAUGCCAAUGGAGCAGCUAGGCUUACAGCUUUACGUAUUAAGAAAACAUUAUCACAACUCAGUCAACAGGAGGGAAUAAAAAUGUAAUUCAACAUUUCAGCCGAAUAACACUAUAGAUCCAUAUCUACUCCUGGGUUUUCGUUUGGAAGGUCAGUUGUUCUACCUCAUUGAGAGGGAACAAAAGGAUAUUGCCUCCUUUUGAAACAAGAAAGUGACAGUGGAUUACUAAUUCCCAGGAUUACUGUGGACCCAAGAAGAAGCUGUGUGGGUUCUUUCUGUGCACUAUGAACACCUCUUUCCCAGGACAGUAACAUAAGAAGAAAAAAAAACAGUUGUGUAGUCUCUUUAUUUUUAUUAACAUGAAAGUUGUUUUUUAAAAGUUGGUUGCCAGUCUUAACUUUAGUUAUCUCUGCUAAAGAUUUAUCUUUUUAAAAGGGGGAGCUGAAUUGUACAGGACGUUAUUAGUAAUGUAAAUGAUUUAAUUCUAGUUAGUACAAUCUCAAAGUAUUCUGAACCACUAAAAUUAUCUUUGAUUCAGACUUUGAAUGUACUACAAUUUGAUUUUCAGGAUUUUUUAGAAGUAAACUAUCCUUAUGAAAUUCACCUUGAAUUUUAAAAUGACCUCAUCCAAUUGAGAACUUAAUUUAUGCAGUUAUAUUUUGUAUACUAUUAUUUCACUUAUUCAGAAUCACAAGCCUUCGAAAUGAAAUUGUACUAUACCAACAAGUGCCACUUCUUUGUCUUUCUAAUUCAAAUUGGUAAAAUUGUAUAAAGUCUACUUGUAUAAUCUCAUCUACAGAGGCUAAAUUCAAAAGGUUAAUUUAGCUGAUUGAAAAUACAUAGUAUUUUGGGCAUAUAAUGAUACCAUUCUUUUAAAAAAAAAAAAAAAAUUUCCAAAAUAUGCUUCUAAACCACUAUGGAAAUUAGAUAGUAUUAAAGUUAGCUGAUUUACUUAUAGUCAUAUUUUAACAGUAUACUAUUGAGUUUUAAUUGUAGUAUCAAUAGAAUUUUUAAAAUUAAGUGGCACUCUUUAGAUGCUUUUAGUACUUUAGUAAUUUAAAAUGAGCAUAAAGUCUAAAUUUAAAAAAAAGGGGAAGUUUGCUAUAUUUAGCUGCUUGUAAAAAGUUGUUUGUUUAUGACUCAUCAAUUUUUUUCUUUUAUCUGAUCAAAAACUGUUUUUUUUUUUGGUUUUUUUUUUUUUUAAACAAUGUAAUUACCACCCUAAGUUCAGUAGAUUUUUUUCCUUAGGAAAGUGAAAGCAAGGUAUAGAUUGAAAGAUAAUGGUUGUACAAGAUAUAAGUGCAUCAGUUAAGUUGAAGCUGGAGUGCUUUUUGAGGUAUCAUUAGAACCUGGAAGAAGAUAAAGCUUUGAAUUUAACUUUUUCUCUUGGUAAUGUGAACAGAAUGUCACAACAUGUUCAAUAUGUGUAUUUGAAUUUAAUUUACUACUUGGUGUUUGAGACAAGAAAAUCUGUUAAGUAUCUGGUUUUUAAAUCAAGUACAAAAAGUAAAUUUGUCAUAGGCUUCAAAUUAGCAAAUUAAGUUAAAAGCUGUCCUUUUCUUCCAGUGCUUAUAAAAUCUUUUCAGUGUUUCCCCAGUUUUCAAAGUUUUUAUUUAAUCACUGUGAUCCAUCUAUUUUUAAAACAUAUCCCUCAAGAUAGCUGAUUAGUUAAGUCUUUGAAUUCAUAGGGUUAUCCAUUUUAAAAUAAAUAAUUGGAGUAACUUCAUAAUAUUUUUAUUUUAAAAAUGAUAGCCAUGCAAUGGAAUAAGAGUUGCAUUAUAAUAUCUUGUCUCAUAAAAUCUGAAGGAACAAAUUUGAGAGACAAUUAGUCCAAAACCAAAGUAAUUUUAGAAUUAAGUGAUAUAUUAUUUAUGAAUUUAGCAUUUAUUUCACUUAUUUAAAGACUUCAUGAGUGAAACUAUGAUUAGUAGCCACUAAUAUAUACAGGUAGUAGUCUAAUUUGCCUAAAAUUGAGGGUUUUUCUUCCCCCUAUUGUUAUCCUCUCAAAAAAGUUUGGGAGGUUCAUUUUUGUAAUUGUUAUAUUAAGCAGAAAAUAGGUGCCUCUAGCUUUUUGAACAAUUUUUAAAAAUUGAGAUUUAUCAGUUUGCUUUUAUUAAAUUCAGGGGACCAAUACAUUUUAUCAUUUAAAAGAUUUUAUGUCAUUUUAAGAAUAUACCAAAAUUUCUCGUCUAAUUAAAAAAUUGUAAUGUAUGAUUUUAUAAUUUGUGAAAAGUAAAACUUCAGCAAACAUAUUUAAUAUCAUUAGAAGAAAGGUUGAGUUAACAUUAGACUGUUCCUGGCUACACUUUCCUUAAAUCAGGGAUUUCAAUUAGUAAAUUUCUUUAUUAGGUUCUAAUAUAGUUUUAUUUAUGAAUGACUAACUGUUUGGAUCAGUGAUGGUUUAAGUAACCCCAAAUUAAUACUGGAAAAAAUGGCUUAAAAGUAAAAAUGAACAUUUGUGUGGCAAUAACUCUUAAGUGAAAAUAGCUUGAUGGUGUUAGUUUGGUAAUAUGGAAACAGUUGCCUUUCUUGCAUGCCGUUUACAUUUCAUAUAUUUAAUCCUAAAAAUAUUCAUUGUGAGUAAAGAUGUCAUCUGUCCAGAAACCCCAUCCUCACCCUAAAAAGAGAGCUACAAAACAAAGCAUAUGUUGUGUCCACAAGCAGCACCAGUUCUACAAUGUUUCUCUUUGCUAACUAAUUUAGAGUUUACAACUUUUUCCUAGUGAAUUUCUUUGGAUUUCCCCAGGGUUUUAUGGUUGCCCUACUGUUUAAUACUAUUCCUUAAUUUUCUGUGAAUAAGGCAUGACAAUGGCAACCAAUUUUCAGGUUAAACUAGACAUUAUUAAAAUCUGCCAGUAGAUCGUAGCUUUCUAGGUGAAACUGCCACAGACUUGUAUACAAUUUGGGGAAAUGACAGAGGUAUCAGUUGUAGCAUUUUUGAUUGAGCUAAAAAUCAUAAAGCACAGGAGAGCCCCUCUACAAUAGUAGAUGUGUGGGAGAUAUACAUUUGCUUUAGCCAGAUUAAAAAUACAAUCAAAAGGUGCCUACAUUAUGCAAGAAUGGAUAUUGCUGUAAUAAGUACUAAAUUUGCCUUUCCUUAAUUAAAUUUAGAAGGCUUGAUUAGUCUGUCAUUUUGCAUCAUGUAAACCAAUGUUUCCUAGUUUUUACUCAAGAAAAGUAUGAUAUGCAGACUAAAAGUAUUGUUAAAAAAGAAAAAUGAAAUUUGUAUUAAUUUUUGUAAUGUUUCAACAAUAUUUUAUCCUUGUAUUGAACCAAUGAUUGAAAGUGAAAUGUUAAAGAUAUUUCUUUUGGCAAAUGAGAGAGGAGAUUCUUGUUCGAAUUUGGCAGAUUUUAGGUCUUAGAAAAUGACAAUUCUCAGAUAAUUUCAGUUCUUUAAGAGUAGUACUAGAUUGGAUGGCUACUGAUGCUUCAGUGAACUGUUUGAAAUGCUGGAAUAAGUUCAGAAAAAAAAUGCUGGAAUCUGAAUGCUGGAUUUCUUGGACGUUUUAGAGAUGGCAGUACAACAUUGGCACUUUUCACUCCAUUGCUAAAUUUUUAUGUGUUAUGCUUUUGAAAAUGUGGCUAAUAACAUUUGACUCUUUGUAAAGCAUAAGUUUUCAUUAAUUUUUCUAAACAAAAUUUGUAAAAUAAGUCAUGAACCAUUUUUCAUAUCCUUUUUCACAUUGUGCCAUUGAAAAUGAUUAUAGAGGUAUUUGGUGUUAAUUUACAUGUAAAGAAGAUGCUUCAAUAUAUCAUUUGCUUUAAACCUAAAUUACCUCUUGAAAGACCAAGGUACAUUUACCUCAUUGUGUAUAUAAUGUUUUAAUAUUUGUCAGAACAUUCUCUUGAUUUGCAGUUGUUUCUAUAAACUAUGGGUAUUAUAUCGCUAAAUUUACAACUCCAAUGGUACUGUUGUUUAUAAUUGUGCCCCAUAUGACACUAUCUAUCCUUUCUAUUUUCUGUAUUUUAUUGUAUUAUUACACAUUGUUGUGAUUUUCAAUAUAGCAUAUGCCCUUCUAGAGAUGUACAAAUUAUGCCCUGUAUAAAAUUUACAUUUUAGGUGAAUAAAUUUGCAAAGCUUAUAAGAAGAAAAAAAAAUCACAAAUCAAGUUCCCCAGAAAAUUUUGGAAAUUAUAUAUUGUAUUUGUAGUACAUAACCAAAAUGGAUUGUAAGUAGGUAGUAGAAGAGUAAUGCUUAUGUUAGCAUUUUAACACUACAAUAGAAAGAUUAAAGCAAUGCAAAUAAACUACUUUUUUUCCAAGCA